Podospora pseudocomata is the source of this 622-nucleotide messenger RNA. RefSeq lists its product as uncharacterized. The record is from RefSeq and is a predicted model, not a curated record. NCBI's taxonomy places the organism in Eukaryota, Fungi, Ascomycota, Sordariomycetes, Sordariales, Podosporaceae. Gene Ontology annotation, biological process: mitochondrial respiratory chain complex IV assembly. The transcript has 2 exons. The coding region runs from base 1 to 441 and encodes 146 amino acids. Gene Ontology annotation, cellular component: mitochondrial inner membrane; mitochondrion.
AUGUUGACGACUUCUUUGCUUGCCGAGAGGUUCCAGAAUUUUGGGGGGAGCUCAGAUCAGAUCAGCUUAUCGAACCGUCCGUGCAGUUUUCGACAGCUUCGUCACCGUCACCACACACACACAUUCUCUGAUCCAACACCGCACACCGAUCAAACAGGGAGGAAUACAGGCAAGAUGGGUGGUCUUAACUUGGAGGUCUUCAAGUUCGGAAUGUACAUCAUGUUCCCCAUCGGAAUCAUGUACUACUUUGGCACCAACCUCGAUUCGAGAUUCUCCGUCCCCGAGUUCUGGCCCAAGCCCGAGAACGCAAACAGGAUCCCGCUCGAGAGGGACGAGAUCGAGGCUGAGCUGCAGCGGUUGAGGGCUCGGAGGUUGUAUCUUAGGGAGAAGAGGUUGGGGGAGCAGGGGGGGCAGCAGCAACCACGCGAUCAGCAGGAGUAAGAGGUUGGAGGGGGAAGGUAUGAUAUGUGUAUGAUCGAGGGCAUGGUGCGCAUUUUUGGGCGUUUGGGUUAUAUCAAAACACUCUCUGCUUUCUUUGGUUCGGGACUGGUUGGGGUGGGGGGAAUUGAUUGUGUUGUACAUUUUCCAUGUUAAAAUACAAGUCUAUAUACACAGGAUAGGA